CGGCCCCUUCUCGUAGAGCCCCGCCCGGUCGUGCGGCGCCCCGGCCCCUCACCCUGUGCCUGGGGGUCGGAGAGCGCGCGACCGCAGCCCCGACUGCUGGGGAGCAGUCGGGUCAUCCGUUACCGACGCAGUGAAGGGGGUGUCUCCGACUUCGGGGGGCCGCGUUUCUCACUGGCUCCGAGGCCCUGCGUCCGGGGCGAUGGCGGCGGCGUCCGCACUUAGCCUGGGGAGCGCUGACCUCUGCGGACACAGCAGCCUCCGUGGAGGUCCUUGCUCUUACGACAAACGACAUGGCCGUCAGGCAACGUGUGCGACAAGUACCGACGGGUGGUCUGCUUAUUAAAUCGCGUCUGUGGUCUUGGUUCGAUGGAUGACAAACUUUUGCGCAAAAGCGCUUGCGUUUCUUCAGGGGACUAACGGGUGCCCCGGGUCGGGAGCUGAGGUGAACUGCCCGUCUGACUUCUCCGUCUGUGUGGCCCUCUCUCAUUGUGAGGCCUCGUACCCCUAGUGACACUUGUGGAUCCUCUGCUGUGAGCCGCCUUUCGUGCUUAGGUUACCAGGUGACAGGGGUGUUUAUGAAGAACUGGGACUCGCUGGAUGAGCAUGGAGUUUGCACGGCUGACAAAGACUGCGAAGAUGCUUACAGAGUUUGCCAAAUCCUAGACAUCCCCUUCCAUCAAGUGUCCUACGUGAAGGAAUAUUGGAAUGAUGUGUUCAGUGAUUUUUUAAAUGAAUAUGAAAAAGGAAGAACUCCCAAUCCUGACAUAGUCUGCAACAAACAUAUCAAAUUCAGUUGUUUUUUUAAUUAUGCUGUGGAUAAUCUUGGAGCAGAUGCAGUUGCUACGGGUCACUAUGCAAGAACGUCCCUGGAAGAUGAAGAGGUCUUUCAGCAGAAGCACGUUAGGAGGCCAGAAGGGCUUUUCAGAAAUCGAUUUGAAAUUAGAAAUGUGGUAAAACUUCUGCAAGCAGCUGACAGCUUUAAAGACCAGACCUUCUUUCUCAGCCAGGUUUCCCAGGAUGCCCUGAGGAGAACCCUCUUCCCCCUGGGGGGGUUAACAAAAGGUUUUGUAAAGAAAAUAGCUGCUGAGAAUAGACUUCAUCACGUGCUCCAGAAAAAAGAGAGCAUGGGCAUCUGUUUCGUUGGUAAAAGAAAUUUUGAAAAUUUCAUCCUUCAGUAUUUACAGCCUCGACCUGGUAAAUUUAUUUCUAUAGAAGACAAUAAGGUUCUGGGAACGCAUAAAGGUUGGUUCCUGUAUACUUUGGGCCAGAGAGCCAACAUAGGUGGCUUACGGGAGCCCUGGUACGUGGUGGAGAAGGAUGGCACCAGGGGCGACGUGCUCGUGGCCCCCCGGACAGACCACCCGGCCCUGUACAGGGACCUGCUGCGGACCGGCCGCGUGCACUGGGUGGCUGAGGAGCCGCCCGCAGCCCUGGUCCGCGACAAGAUGAUGGAGUGCCACUUCCGGUUCCGCCACCAGAUGGCGCUAGUGCCCUGCGUGCUGACCCUCAAUCAAGACGGCACUGUGUGGGUGACGGCCGUGAAGGCUGUGCGGGCUCUCGCCCUGGGACAGUUCGCUGUGUUCUACAAAGGGGGCGAGUGCCUGGGCAGUGGGAAGAUCCUGCGCCUGGGGCCAUCCGCCUACACACUCCAGAAGGGCAGGAGCAGACCCGAUGUGGCCGUGGAGGGCUCCAGCAUCGGCCGGGGUGACAGCCCGGGCCAGGGGCCCACGCUCUGACAGAGGCCGAGCGGCUGCUGUGGAGCUCAUGGGAGGAGGCGUGGACGAGCGGAGCCGGGGGCAGGGCCGCUUCAGAGCCAGGGAGAGCCCAUCCUCUUUGCUUGCUGGCCGGCGGGUCUGUCCCAAGUGCCCCAUGGGUGGAGUUCCUCUUGCGCACCCCCUAGAGGGCUUCCCCUCCGGGGGCAUGCCGAGGGGUCCUGUGGGGAGGGAUGGAUGGGCUGCAGGGGCAGUACCCAAUAAAAACUCUGUCUGGGG
Molecule: messenger RNA, 1991 nt
Organism: Delphinapterus leucas (beluga whale)
Lineage: Eukaryota; Metazoa; Chordata; Mammalia; Artiodactyla; Monodontidae
Gene: TRMU
Product: tRNA mitochondrial 2-thiouridylase
Biological process (GO): tRNA wobble position uridine thiolation
Cellular component (GO): mitochondrion
Molecular function (GO): sulfurtransferase activity
Source: RefSeq, a predicted model, not a curated record